AUGUCUCUAUACCCUUUACAAAGAUUUGAGUCAAAUGACACACUUUUCAGUUGCAACUUGAAUUCCAAGACUGAGCUGCUUAACGAGAGCCGCAAUCAUGACAAUAAACACUUCACACUUCAGCUCAUACCAAAUGCUAACGCUAAUUCCAAGGAAAUCGACAAUAAUAAUAUAGAAAUUAUAAACGAUCUAACAGGCAAUACCAUCAUAGACGGUUCGACGGUCACAACGACAGCAUCUAAUCAGCUAGAAAGAAGGCUUUCGAUAUCAGAUUAUCGUACAGAGAACGGUAAUUAUUACGAGUACGAGUUUUUUGGUAAGUCGGAAUUUAACGAGCCAUUAUUUAAUAACAACGUCGUGGAAGAUGACGAAGAUGACAUCAACGGGAAUAACAACGACAGUGAUAUUUUGAUGAUCAGCGAUGAUGAUUUAGAACUGAAUGAGAGAUUUUCUUUCCAUAAACAACAAUCUCUCGACGUAUUAAACCGGAUUCCUAGUACCAAUACCUUAAAAAAUCUGGAAAUUCAUGAGUUUAUAAUAGAUCCUAUCGAUAAUAAUGAUGGUGAUCUUGAUGAUUCUUUCACUACUGCUCCGCAAUCGAAAAAGAAAGUUUUGAACUAUUUCAAGCUAAACAUAUUUGGUAGCAAUAGUAACGCUAAUAGUGGCAUUGGUUCAGAAGUUACUUCGAACGAAGUUUCUUCUUCACAAAAAAUGUUCAAGAAUAGGUUCUUCAGAAGCAGGAAAAGUACUCUUAUUAAGUCGCAUUCUCUUGAGCAAGAAAACGAAGUAUUAAUAAACUCUGCUUUUGAUGCCUCUUCGAAUGAUAGUAACGACGAAAGUGAUCAUGCCAUUAUUAAUCCAUUGAAAUUGGUUGGUAAUAAUAAAGAUGUCUCUCUCCAAAAUAUCAGUAAAACGACGAAUCCGUUUAAGCCAAAUAGUGAUUUUGAAAUGACUGAACCAAGUUCAAACUCAAGCGAUGAGUCGAAAAAGGAUUUAUUAUCCAUCGUAUCAAGCUCUUCGUCUCCUUCUUCUCCUUCAGCACCAUCACCUUCAAUAUCAUCUUCUUUCUCUUCUCACGGUCUAAUAGCGAGGAAGAAGGCAGGCAAUACGCAGAAAACACGCGGAAGGAAGCCCUCUUUAAUUCCAGACGCUUCCAAGCAAUUUGGUUGUGAAUUUUGUGAUAGAAGAUUCAAAAGGCAAGAACACUUAAAAAGGCAUGUGAGAUCCUUGCACAUGUGCGAGAAACCUUUUACUUGUCACAUCUGUAAUAAGAACUUUAGCAGAAGUGAUAAUUUGAACCAACACGUUAAAACUCACGUCUCUUUAUAG
Molecule: messenger RNA, 1329 nt
Organism: Saccharomyces kudriavzevii IFO 1802
Lineage: Eukaryota; Fungi; Ascomycota; Saccharomycetes; Saccharomycetales; Saccharomycetaceae
Gene: COM2
Product: Com2p
Exons: 1
Coding region: 1-1329 (442 amino acids)
Biological process (GO): sexual reproduction
Cellular component (GO): nucleus; Tec1p-Ste12p-Dig1p complex; Ste12p-Dig1p-Dig2p complex
Molecular function (GO): DNA-binding transcription factor activity
Source: RefSeq, a predicted model, not a curated record